Molecule: messenger RNA, 1443 nt
Organism: Vanrija pseudolonga
Lineage: Eukaryota; Fungi; Basidiomycota; Tremellomycetes; Trichosporonales; Trichosporonaceae
Product: Alkaline ceramidase 3
Exons: 6
Coding region: 199-1182 (327 amino acids)
Biological process (GO): ceramide catabolic process; ceramide biosynthetic process
Cellular component (GO): endoplasmic reticulum membrane
Source: RefSeq, a predicted model, not a curated record
CCCGGUCCCAGACCCGUCUCGCCGCGCGCACGCACGAACGAAGCGUGUUGAUUGACUUCUUUACUCCUCCUCGUCGUCAACGCCAACGCCGAGCCGCCGACACCGACAAGAAGCACAUAAAGCAGGCCAGGCGCAACGCACCACGCUCCUUUCUUCUGGUUGAUCCCACCUGCGAUAAGAUAAUCCACCCCCGUCACGAUGGGCGCUUUCGACUUUCUCAAGACCGACGCCAACCAGCAUGGCUGGCACACGCCGACGUCGACCAUCGACUGGUGCGAGCUCAACUACACCUACUCGUACUACAUUGCCGAGCUGGUCAACACGCUCACCAACGUCCCCGUGAUCGCGCUGGGCCUGUACUGCGCGUAUGCGACCGUCGCCAACGGCGUGCCGCCGCGCUACGCCCUCGUCUACCUCGGCCUCGCGCUCAUCGGUAUCGGCAGCUUUGGCUUCCACGCCAGCCUGCAGUGGGAAUGGCAGCUGAUGGACGAGCUGCCCAUGAUUUACGUCGCAUCGUACGCUGCGUACCUGGUCAUCGACACCCUGCCGGGCUGGAAGCACAGGUUCGGCCCCUCUGGCCCCAUUGCAGUGCUCGCGUGGUGCAUCUUUGUCACGGUAUCUUACAUCUCGCUCCCGAACCCCGUGUACCACCAGAUCGCCUUUGCGGGGAUCAUGACAACGGCGAGCUUGCGCUCCAUCUACUUGCUCUUCCGCCUGCCUGCCGAACGCCGUGCCAAGAUUGCCCGCCUGCUGCUCAUCGGUCUCGGUAUCUUUGUUGGCGGCUUUGGUAUCUGGAACCUCGACAACUACUUCUGCACCGAGCUCCGUGCGACCCGCGCGUGGCUUGAGGACCGCGGCCUGGGCGAGCUCGGACACUUUACUCAAGGCCAUGGCUACUGGCACCUCAUGACGGGCUACGGCGGCGCGCUCCUCUUCACCGCUGCAGUUGCCCUCUGCCUUGAGGUCAAGACCAGCCCAUACGCCUACGACUUUGACGCCACCUCGUGGUUCCCGGUCGUCUACACCGUCCCCCACGACCAGCGUGACCACCUCAAGGCGCUUGAGACGUUGGACGAGAAGGCCCCCCUCGUCGACGCUAGCGGCACGUCCUCUUCCUUCACCGAGAGCCGGACAACAACUGCCAGGCGCACGAGCGACCCUACUUCUGUGGAGCGGGCAUGAAUGAUUCUGCCCCGCGCCACAGUAGACUGAACGCAACGCGCCGAUCUCGAUGCGGACACAUACCCACCCACAGGAAUAGACAAUGACACGCCACUUUGGCCGUGCCCACCCACCUUCGUUGCCCACUUGGCCGCCGCACACGCACCAGUAUUCCUCUACCCCCGCACCACCGUGCUCUGCAUGCCCUCGUUAUCGCAGGCGACGCAUGCAAGAGGAUAGCCCGUAGAACAUAGAUUGAUGCAAUAGUCGUCGUUGUCCCCA